Molecule: messenger RNA, 2994 nt
Organism: Aspergillus alliaceus
Lineage: Eukaryota; Fungi; Ascomycota; Eurotiomycetes; Eurotiales; Aspergillaceae
Gene: rlmA
Product: SRF-type transcription factor RlmA
Exons: 3
Coding region: 663-2531 (622 amino acids)
Biological process (GO): positive regulation of transcription by RNA polymerase II
Molecular function (GO): DNA-binding transcription factor activity, RNA polymerase II-specific; protein dimerization activity; RNA polymerase II cis-regulatory region sequence-specific DNA binding
Source: RefSeq, a predicted model, not a curated record
CGUGUCGCCGCUCCAACCAUCCAGCCUUUCCCAUCCAUCUACCCUUCCUAUCCCAUCCCAGAAUUGACUUUCGCCCAUCAUAUCUGUUCGUUUCGUCUCUCUUUUUCAUUUUGGUGAUCUGAGGCUCCUCUGUCACUCGAGUCCUUACCUGCAUAGGGGGGUCCCUGGUUCUUCUUCCCCGACCGGCAGGACGCCGUCGCCCUUUCUUACGCGCUCCGUUGGUUCAUCCCUCCAAAUAGCGCUGUGCCAAUCUCACCCCUCCUGUCUAUCUGUACCCUCGCAUUCUUUCUCAUCUUCUUUAUCCCCACUCCUUUGGGAGAGAUUAAAAUAUUUUAUUUACAACCUUCGCUUUUACUUUUAAAUUUUCUGUUAUUUUUUCUGUUUUAAAUUAAAAAAGAAAAUUAUUAAAGGGGGGAAGCCCAAGAAAGGAGCCUAGCAAACACAGUCGUUUAUUCCAUCGCGCUUUCGAAUUUCUUUUUUCUUUCUUUCCUUUUUUUUUCUCGUCUCCCUCUCUUCUAUUCGGCGGCGCUUCCCUGGGUUUCAACUCGCGCCACUAAUAGACACAAAGACGAGUAACCCCACGUCUAAUCGCUAUUGAUCCUGCCUUCGGUGUUUCAUCUACGUUCUUAACCCUUGUGUGAUACGCUCACACUGUAUCCCUCAUGGGUCGGAGAAAGAUCGAGAUCAAGGCGAUCAAGGAUGAUCGCAACCGCUCAGUUACGUUUCUGAAGCGGAAGGGUGGUCUUUUCAAGAAGGCUCAUGAGCUAGCAGUACUAUGCUCGGUAGAUGUUGCGGUCAUCAUAUUCGGUCACAACAAGAAGCUAUAUGAAUUCUCAUCAUGUGACAUGCGCGAGACUCUGGGUCGUUAUCAAUAUUUCGGCCCUCCACAUGAGCACAAAGGCCCCGAGGACUUUAACGGCCGGCGCGACGACGAUGAUGACGAAGAUGAGACCACACCUGCCCCUGAAGAGAUGCACCCAACACCACCACAAAACAACCCCCCGAUAAUCCAUACCCAUAUCCCUAGUCAUCCCGGUUUCCAACAUGUUAAUCAUGCGCCUUCCGCGUCUCCUCCCAUUCCAAAUGGAUUACCAUUUGAUCCGCGCCACGGUACCCCUCAACCUCAAGGGGUUUCCAGACCGUCAUCAAGAAAUCACAUUCGCCGAGUCAGCUCCAAUAUCGGGACACAACAUCAUGCCACGCCUCCCCCGCCACCGCCGCCCCAGAAUGGAUUUGCCUAUAUGCCUAACCCUUCGGUGUAUAAUCCGAAUGCCCAUCACGCCUUAAGUCAACAAUCUCGACCCGGUCAGUUCGCACACUUUGCCCCUCCGCAUGGUGUGCAUCAUGCAGCCCCACCUCAUCAACAUCAGCCUAUGCCACCCCAAUCCAUGCCACCUCACACGAUGCCGCCUCAGGCAAUUCCACCGCAUAUUCAACAGCAUCCUCAGCAUCCACAUAUCCUUGCGCAGCAAUCACAAAUGGGUCUUUCGCAACCGCAUCAUCCCCAAAUGGCACAGGUCGCCCAAGCAUAUAUACCGGAGCAGGGGAGAGGUUCAAUGCCACCCGCAUUCCCAUCGGAGCAGCAGCAGCAACAGCAACAGCAACAGCAACAACAGCAGCAGCAGCCCCAGCGUACCGUAUCGCUUCCUGAGGCUCCCGCAACGGAUCAAUUACCGGGUACGAUGAAAACUGAAGACAGCCAGUCACCACCGCAGCAGAGGUCGAUAUCGUCGAAAUCACGUAGUAUAUUUACGCCAAUUGAUGAUCGUGGUUCGGUUUUGGCUCGUCACUUUGGAUUUGGUCCCCCAACAUCGCCGCACAAUGAAAGCUUACAAGCAAAGCUGGAACAUUCACAUGACGAGCAAAAGGACAAGCCCGGCCAGCCAGUGGCACCUCCACCUCCGCCACGAGCUUCAACGGAAGCGCCUCGCUCACAGUCUGUGGCCGAUAUUAAACCGCCUACCCGAAUUAACAGCGGACAAUUGCCCUCAAAGCGUCCACAGUUAAAGGUGCAAAUACCCAGUGAGAAUUCGGAUCGAGGCAGUGCGACGGCAGAUUCAUCUUCCCGCGAUUCCGCAGGGAAUAAGACACUCACACCUGCGAAAGCCAAUGCCGACGGCAACCAUUCCGGUGUAGUAUUACCACCGCCUUCGCCUUCCGCUGGUGCUAUUCUCAGUGCAGGUGCCCAGGGACCGCCGAAUCCAUUUGCUAGGCCGCCUCCCCCGGCCUCAGCCGCCCAGAACAACAAUGCAUACAACAGUAACAACAACAACAUAGAAACGCCGAUAUCUGCGCUUCCAAGCCGCUUUGUGUCAGAUGCGCUUCUUCCUUCUCCAUCUAGCUUCUUCUCUGAAUGGGGCUUUGGCAGGACUGGUCCGGACAGCAACAUACUUCCCAGCCCUCUGGCCUUUCCUACUCCUGCCGUUCAAACAGGCCCCAGCUUUGCGCGAGAAGAUGAACAAGAUAAAAAGCGCAAGAGCCCCGAUAGUGGACCGAGUACGGAAGGAGCACCGAAAAAGGCAAAGACAUAAGCUCUCUUGUCAUCUCGAUUGAUGAUCGCCGUCUUGUUCUUUCUUUCACUGUCUCAACUAUGGCAUCUCGUGGCGUUAAGGAAGGCGUGGUUACCUAAUCCUGGUGAGCGAGUUGGAUAUGUGUCUUCUAUUCCUUGGAUAUUAUUUCCCCUUUCCGAGUCCUCUCUACUUUCGCCUUGGCUUCCGCUUCCUUUCCAACCUUAUACCCCUUCCUUUUGCCGUUCGAUCUUAUUGCAGAACUUGCCUCAAGCGCUUGUUUUCGAAAAGCUCUUUGCGCAUGAGAUUCCCAGCAUCUCACGUCUUUUCCUUCUUUUGACCAGGACAGAAUAACUUUGGAUCACUUUCAUUAAACAUUGGCGGGGGGUGGGCGUUUCAAUUUCAGCUUAUCUUUUAUAUUCAGUAAUGUAUAUAAGGAUUUUCAAUUAGGAAUAAAAUUUAGGAUGGGAUAAUCCGGCGCCGUAGG